AUGGUCCAGACAUUCGGCCCUGAGCCUCCGCCGGGGAUGCGCCCCGCGCCUGCAGCCUUCGAUGCGGAGAAUGCGCCAAACCACGAAAACAUCGAGAUGGCGUUUGCGCAGAAAGUGAUCCAGCACAUGGAGACGUACUGGAAGAUCCUGAAGAAUAAGCGAGGGUCCCAGCUGCGCCUCACAAAGAUGGACGACGAGAUAUACGAGCACCUCAAGGCCGACUUCCCCGAGCUCGACCCGGCAGAGGACAUCGUGGAGGACAAGCUCAAGAGCAAGGAGGGCAAGGAGAGGUGGCGCAAGUUCAUGAUGGUGUACGAGAAGAAGGUGGAGGACUUCAACUUUGGCACCAUGUUGCGCGUCAGCCCCAAGGACGACGUGGACACGGAGGAGAGGGUCAUAUUCGUGCCGAGGAUGCAGUUCUACGCCUUCGAGAUUGCGAGAAACAGGGCCGGGCUCAACGACUGGGUCUACGAGCAGGCACAUCCGGAGGAAAAGAAGGAGGACAGUGCGAGUAGCUGA
Molecule: messenger RNA, 519 nt
Organism: Gaeumannomyces tritici R3-111a-1
Lineage: Eukaryota; Fungi; Ascomycota; Sordariomycetes; Magnaporthales; Magnaporthaceae
Exons: 4
Coding region: 1-519 (172 amino acids)
Cellular component (GO): cytoplasm
Source: RefSeq, a predicted model, not a curated record